Molecule: messenger RNA, 4280 nt
Organism: Budorcas taxicolor (takin)
Lineage: Eukaryota; Metazoa; Chordata; Mammalia; Artiodactyla; Bovidae
Gene: CCDC80
Product: coiled-coil domain containing 80
Exons: 8
Coding region: 744-3596 (950 amino acids)
Source: RefSeq, a predicted model, not a curated record
GAAGUUUCCUUGAUUUCCAGUGGCUGCUGUUGUUUGAGUUUGGUUUGGAUCAAAACUGAGGUUAUCCUGGCAUUUCUGGGACUGAAUCCAGGCAAGAGGAAGAAGAAAAAGGAGAAGGAAGAGAGGAGGGAAAAGGUGGGAAGAAAUAAAGGGAGGAGAGAAGCAUAAGGAAAAGAAAAAACUCCUUUUCAACAUCACAUUCCUGUGUUUUCCCUCGGCCUGGAAAACAUAUUAAUCCCAGUGCUUUUACGCUCGGAAACAAAGAGACUAAGCCAGACUGUGGGGGAAAGGGUGAUAAGAAGGAUCCUGGAACUCGAAAAAGAGAAAGAGCCAGAUUUAGAAAUAGCUGAGACUCCACUUUAAGGGGCGUCCAGUGCUGUCGGCCGGCCGGGGGGGAUUGGCAUUCGCAGACACACCGCCCGAGCAGAAGCUGCAGACAAAUGGAGAUGCAAAGACUUAAAAGGACAGCUCCUUUCACCUCAUUCUACUUGUCAAGAAGGUAAAAAAGCACAGCCAGAAAGAAAAAGAAGAAAGUUUAGCCCUCAGGACCGGACAGGCGGUGGUCUGUGUGCGGCUCUGGGAGCUGGGGCUGCAGCACACCCCUUUGUAUCGGCCAGCCUUGCAAAGGAGAAGGAGAAUUGGGAGGAAAAGUAUUUCGUCUAGGAACUGUCCUGGAAGCACACUUCAGAUUGCUUUUUAAAACCUCUGCAUUCCAUCUCCAUGAGCCACUAUAGGACUGCACAAUGACAUGGAGAAUGGGACCCAGUUUUACUAUGCUGCUGGCACUGUGGCUGGUGUGUGGAUCAGAACCCCAAGGGCAGACCAUGAAUAGAGGGAGCCGUGGAGGGCAGAAAGUGUCUCUGGUUUCCGCCGUCAACAGAAGGCCAGCUCGGUUACUGAGGCACACAGGGAGGUCUCAGGGAAUUGAGAGAACCACUCUGGAAGAACCAAACCUUCAGCCUCUCCAAAGAAGGAGGAGCAUACCGGUAUUGAGAGUAGCUCAUGCCACCGUGCCGCCAGCCUCGCUGGGCAUCCGUGGGGCCCCAGUGAGAACUCAGCAGAGCCCAGCAGCUCGGAGCUCUCCCCGUGAGAUGGUCCGAGAUGAGGGGUCCUCAGCUCGGUCAAGAAUGUUGCGCUUCCCCUCUGGGUCCAGCUCUCCUAACAUCCUUGCCAGCUUUGCAGGGAAAAACAGGGUAUGGGUCAUCUCGGCCCCACAUGCCUCGGACGGCUACUACCGGCUCAUGAUGAGCCUGCUGAAGGACGACGUGUAUUGUGAGCUGGCUGAGAGGCACAUCCAGCAGAUCGUGCUAUUCCACCAGGCAGGCGAGGAAGGAGGCAAGGUGCGAAGGAUCACUAGUGAGGGCCGCAUCCUGGAGCAGCCCUUGGACCCCAGCCUCAUCCCAAAGCUGCUGAGCUUCUUGAAGCUGGAGAAGGGCAAAUUCGGCAUGGUGCUGUUGAAGAAGACACUGCAGGUGGAGGAACGCUACCCUUACCCGGUCAGGUUGGAGGCCAUGUAUGAAAUCAUCGACCAGGGACCCAUCCGCAGGAUAGAGAAGAUCAGGCAGAAGGGUUUUGUGCAAAAAUGUAAGGCCUCUGGAGUCGAGGGCCAGGUGGUGGAGGAGGGGAACAAUGGUGGAGAGGCAGGAAGGCCAGGCCUGAGCAGUGAGAAGAGGAAAGAGGAGCAGAGGAGAGCGCAAGUGCCACCCACCAGAGAGAGUCGGGUGAAGGUGGUGAGAAAACCGGCCACCACUGCAGGGGCCCCUCCCCCCGCUCCUCCAACCCCACGGGCCACCACACUGCCUCCAGCUCCGGUCACAACAGUGACGCGGGCCACCUCUCGGGUGGUGACGGUAGCUGCAAGACCCACAACCACCACGGCCUUUCCGACCACCCAGAGGCCCUGGACCCCCCGAGUGCACCUUUCCUCGGCCCCCCACAGGCCCCCAGCAACAGCCGAGGUGACCACUGCCAAGGGGCCGGUGGCCUCCGAGAAUCUCUACCCUCUGCCCAGGAAGGAGCAGCCCAGAGAGAGGCCGCCGACCACUAGGAGACCCAGCAAGGCCACCAGCUUCGAGGUCUUCACAGCUGCCCCUUCCAUCGCCAUCUCCGAGCCCAGCACCAGGGCCGGCGCGGGCCGUUUCCGGGACAACCGCACAGACAGGCGGGAGCAUGGCCCCCGGGACCCCAACGUGGUGCCAGGUCCUCACAAGCCAGCAAAGGGGAAACCUCCCAAAAAGAAAGCCCAGGACAAAAUUCUUAGCAAUGAGUAUGACCUCAGCCGGCCGACCACCUCUCAGCUGGAGGAGGAGUUGCAGGGGGGAAAUAUGCCCCCCAAAAAGGCGAAGGAGUCUAAAAAGCACGAAAAGCUUGAGAAACCCGAGCAGGAGAAGAAAAAAAAGGUGAAGAGUGAGAAAGCAGACAAGUUACUCAAGAGUGAAAAGCAAGUGAAGAAGGACAAGGCUGAGAAAAAGAGCAGGCAGGAGAAAGAGAAGAACAAGAAGAAAAAGGUGGGGAGGACAGAGCAGGAUGGCCACCUGAAACCCGCAAAACCCUUCACUCAGAAUCCCAGGAAGUCGGUGACCGACCUACUGGGACCCUUUGAAGGCAAACGAAGGCUGCUUCUGAUCACUGCUCCCAAGGCUGAAAACAGCAUGUAUGUGCAGCAGCGAGAUGAGUAUCUGGAAAGUUUCUGCAAGAUGGCCACCAGGAAAGUCUCCGUGAUCACCAUCUUCGGUCCUGUCAGCAACAGCACCAUGAAAAUCGACCACUUCCAGCUAGACAAUGAGAAACCUAUGCGAGUCGUGGAUGAUGAGGACUUGGUAGACCAGCAUCUCAUCAGCGGGCUGAGGAAGGAGUAUGGCAUGACCUACAAUGAUUUCUUCAUGGUGCUCACGGACGUGGACCUCAGAGUCAAGCAAUAUUAUGAGGUGCCUAUAGCAAUGAAGUCUGUGUUUGAUUUGAUCGAUACUUUCCAGUCCCGAAUCAAAGACAUGGAAAAGCAGAAGAAGGACGGCAUCAUUUGCAAGGAAGACAAGAAGCAGUCACUGGAAAACUUCCUAUCCAGGUUCCGUUGGAGAAGGCGGUUGCUGGUGAUCUCGGCCCCUAAUGAUGAAGACUGGGCCUAUUCACAGCAGCUCUCUGCCCUCAGUGGUCAGGCAUGCAAUUUUGGUCUGCGCCACAUAACAGUUCUGAAGCUUUUAGGUGUUGGAGAGGAAGUAGGGGGCGUUUUAGAACUGUUCCCAAUUAAUGGGAGCUCUGUUGUGGAGCGAGAAGACGUACCAGCCCAUUUGGUGAAAGACAUACGCAACUAUUUCCAAGUGAGCCCAGAGUACUUCUCCAUGCUUCUAGUUGGAAAAGAUGGAAAUGUGAAAUCCUGGUAUCCUUCCCCAAUGUGGUCCAUGGUGAUUGUGUAUGAUUUAAUUGAUUCGAUGCAACUCCGGAGACAGGAAAUGGCCAUUCAGCAGUCACUGGGGAUGCGCUGUCCAGAAGAUGAGUAUGCAGGCUAUGGUUACCAUAGUUACCAUCAAGGAUACCAGGAUGGUUACCAAGAUGACUACCGUCAUCAUGAGAGUUACCACCAUGGAUAUCCUUACUGAACAGAAAUAUGUAACCUUAGCCCCAGCCAGUUUCCCCUGCAACUGUUAAAGUCACAUGUGGCCAGCUACAUAAAGGAGAGUUCUUCCACACUGCCUGCACUCCCUGCCUUUUUCUUUCAGUGUUCUUCCAAGAUUAAAUAAAUAGCAACAUUUUGCCUACUCAUGAGUUGUCAAGAAACCUUAAAUCAUAAAGAUGUUCAAAAGAACUGCUUCUCUAACUGGAGAAUAAGUAUUUAUACCUCUGUUUUACUUUUUUAAAAGUAUUAAUUGGUAAGUGAAAACUAGGAUUGUUAAAGAUCACAGCACAGAUGUUUUCAAAUAAACAUCUGAGCAGAUGGAACAGACAGAGCAGAUAGCAUCUUAACCCUUUUUGAAAUAUCAGUCUAAAAAUGAUUAAGAUGGCUCUGCUUUAUACUGUGAGUUUCUUUCCUGAAGCUUGAUACCAGAGGAGUCUAGUGAUAUUGACUUCCAAAGCCAGGGCAAGUACCCAACUCCACUUUGUUAGCAUAGCUACUUCCUGCCCUGUUUCUCUUAUCUUUAGUGUCAGGGGAAAGGAAACGCUCAGUCACCUCCAGAACUGGCUGUGCAGCUAAAGGUGACACUUUCAGAGUUCCAUCAGGUACCAUGGAAUUCCCAGCAUGGGAAACCUUGACUCUUCACACUUGACUUCCUGAGCAUGCUUGC